AUGCUACAAAGUCAGCUGCCAGAUGAACCAGAAUUGAGUCAUGAGAACAAGAGCAAUCCCAGUGUCUCGGGCGAGAUGAUCGGGCAGAGCUGCGAGUGUAUCGCAGAGCAUCGUCGCACUAAGGAAGGGGUUCUGAAGAUGCCGGAUCACACCACUGGUGGCAUUGCAGCAGACCCUGGGCACCCGGUAUCCGGUUCGCCUGGUAAGACUAUUUGGGGGGAGGAAAUGUUGGGGGGGAGAGAGCAAAGAACCUUACUCAAUGAGGUUAUUUUCUCCACGUCUGAAGCCGAGAAAUUUACUAGCGUCCGCGCUGGACCAGUGGGUAGUGUGGUCGGAGAUUUUAUCGCCAACCGGGUUGGUGGUUCCGAGGGCGACUUACCCCAGCCCUUAUUUUUGCCAGCUUUUGUGGUAGCGGGAAGAGGGGCGAUGGAGACCUCCCGAGACGUCAUGGCGGGUAACCACAGCUAG
Molecule: messenger RNA, 468 nt
Organism: Aspergillus piperis CBS 112811
Lineage: Eukaryota; Fungi; Ascomycota; Eurotiomycetes; Eurotiales; Aspergillaceae
Exons: 4
Coding region: 1-468 (155 amino acids)
Source: RefSeq, a predicted model, not a curated record